CAAGCACGGGGGGUGGGAGGUGCCAGUGUUUUUAUAUACCUUGGGAGGUGCGCUGGGUGGAUGGUUGAUUUUUUGGUAAUUAUAUUGGUAAUUAAUUGGUAUUGGUAAUUGGUAAUUAUAUACAGCUCAUCUGUGCUGUGCUGGUAGCUGGUGCUCUGGGCCCUGGGGCGAUAAGUCUAAUGUGACACGGUUGGUGCUGGUGGUGGACAAUAGCAGUGGGCAGAUGGUAAGACCGGACUCCAGUCGGCGGCGCUCCCUUCAUCCUCGCGGGUCGAUGUGACGUGUCCGCACGUCCGUCGCGAUGGCCUCCGGCUGGCAGCGACUACACGCACUUCACGAGGAGGCCUCUGAGUGGCUGGCUGUCCACGCGCCAGUCUCCACCACCGCGCUCUUUCACUGCUUCAGCAGACUCCUGAAGCAUCGCGUCAGCACGCACUACGAUGUAGCAGUACCUAUCAACGAGGCCAUGAUCGAGGCGUCGCUCUGCAUGAGCCAGAGUCGAGCGGGCAUGCCACUGCCGCUGCCAGACAGUCGCGCCGACUGUCCGUGCGCCCACCUGACCGGCCUCACCGUCGAUAGGGCGUUUCUGUCAGGCAGCGCGCGGGAGAACUGUAACGUCACGCUGCUGGACAGCUGCGCCUCUGACGUGGACGUGAUGCUCCAGCUGGGCGGUAUCCGCGUGGAGGAGAGGCAGGAGACGGUCAGAGCGGCCCGGGUACCGUGCCGGUCUCUCCGAACGCAGGGGCCUGGCGUUGAAGGCUCUGGAGCGAUGGUUGAUUCACAGACGGGAAACCCUGCUGAUGGCGGACAGACCGCAGCAGGUGGUAGUGCGGGAAUAGGAUUCGGGGCCGGACGUGGUCCGGGAACCAUCCAUGCUGGUGGUGGAGGGAAUGGAGAAAAUGUGGGUACGGAGAGUGGAGCGGUCGGUGGGUCGGAGCCAGAACGUACUGGAGCAGUCGGCAGCUCGGAGCCGGGGUUGGCUGGAAGAGUGGGAAGUUCGGAGCCGGGACCGAGUGGUGGUGGUUUGAAGCCGGGGCUGGCUGGAGCGGUCGGUGGACGGAACCCGAUGACUGGGGACGGCGGCGGACCGAAGAUAGUCGUCUCCAUGGAGCGGGCAGAACAGCCGGGCUUCUUCCUGCUGCGACACCGCACACUGCCGGGCUGCACCCAUCGGCGGGCGCUGCCGCUGCAGGCGCGCCGCGUCGUCGAGCUGAUCGACUCGCUUCGUCAGCGCGUCACUGAACAGAGCGCCAGCUACAGCGGCCCGGCCGUGUCGGCCACUGUGCAGAACUUCGCGCACCGGCCGGCUGACAUUGACCUGGUGGCGUGCGUGCGCUGCCCCCGCUGGCCGAGCGCCGACUACGCGAGCAGGCCGCGACCGGCGGGCUGGCCGGACGCAGCGCUGGUGGUCCGACUGUGCCGUACGGCUGCCUUCCUGGUUCCCGUUGGAUUUCCCGGCAGCGCCAUGGAAUCGCUGCAGUGGCGACUGUCCUUCUCCAAGCACGAGUACAUCGCUCUGCGGAAUAUGACUGCCGACCAACGAAUGUGCCUCCUGGCGCUCAAAUUCUGCCGUGCAGUGGUCGGGCCGACUGCCAAGCCGCUCAAGAGCUACUACCUGAAGACGGCGCUGCUGUGGCUGGCCGAGUCUCGCGCGGCAGAUCAGUGGACGGCGGAGACGAUGCACGACUCGCUGCUGCUGAUCCUGCGCUACCUGGAUAUCUGCCUCGCCCGCGGCUACCUGCCCUGCUACUUCUGGCCAGAGGUAAACCUGCUGGCCAGCCGCAGCGACGCCGAGCGCGCCGAGCUGGCGGCGGCCGUGGCCGAGCUGCGCCGCCGCCUGCUGCCCGCCGUGCUGGCGCUGCUGGCCGACUGGCUGGGCCGGCCCGUGCCCGAGCUGGCCGAGCGGCUGCUGCUGCGUGCCGAGCGGCUCAGCAGCGGCGAGUUCUGGGGCAUGACGGCGCUCAGCGCGCUGGGACAGACGCUGGCGCGGCCCGCGGCCUCAGAAGCAGAGAGUGGUGAUGGGGACGACAGCGACAGCGACGACUCGCUAAUGGAUCGUGUGUUAAACGUGGUCACGUUCGGAAAGAACCAAACGGCAGGCUCGCUUCUCACCUUCCAUCCGUUCUUCUCGGGACAUGCCCUCACUUUGAACGUGUUUGAACAGCUUGGCAACCGGGAAGAUCUAAGUUCCUUCGUGGGCUUGCUGAGCUUGUUUCAACGAGGAGAAGGUAUAGCCAAGGACAGUUGGCUCGAAGAACCCUAAGCUCGGUGUCAGGCGCCAUGGCCGGUUGCCUGGACCGCUGGAUGUCGGAGCUGCCGCCGGAGGUCCGUCGGCGGCCGCUGAACCGGCUCGCCAUCCCGGGCUCUCACGACAGUCUGAGCUACUCACUGGGCGGCGGCGCCGAGUCGUGUCCGGCCGAGCCGGCGCCGGACCUGUCUCCGGCCGCGCUGGUCGGCCUGUACCGGUGCGCGCCGCGGCUGGCGCGGCCGCUGCUGGUCCGCUGGGUGGUCACCCAGCAGCUGAGCGUCACUGACCAGCUGGCCGCCGGUGUGAGGUACCUGGACGUGCGCGCCGCGCUGCACGGCGGCCAGCUGCACGUGGUGCACGGUCUGCACGGGCCGCCGCUGGCGCCGCUGCUCGCCGAGGUGCGCCGGUUCCUGGCCGACCGACCCGGUGAGCUGGUGAUCCUUGACCUGCAGCACGUGUACGGCGUGGGCAGCGGCGGCGCCGCGCGCCUCUCCGCCCUGCUCGCCGACACGUUCGGUGACUCCCUGGUACCUCGCGGCGAGGCGGCUCCCUCACUGGAGGCGUGUGCGGCGGCCGGCCAGAGCGUGCUGGCGGUGUACCGCGGCGGCAGCGGCGACUGGAGCGCCGCCGGGCACCCGCUGCUCUGGGACGAGCGGGCGCUGAGCUCGCCCUGGCCGGACACACAGAGCGUGAGCCGACUGUUCUCGCUGCUGGAGCGGCACAUGGCCCGCGCGGUGCGCCACGCCGCCGGCCGGCUGCAUGUGCAGCAGUGUGUGCUGACGCCACAGACGAGCGGUGUACUGCUGAGGGCCGGCAGCUCAAUGCGCCGACUGGCAGAGAACUGUAACUCGGCCGCCGCCGCCUGGCUGCCCGGACAGAGUGUCGAGCGCGGCCUCAACAUCGUCAUGCUGGACUUUGUCGGUGUUGGAGACCAUCCACUGGUGGAGAUGGUUGUAAAUAAAAACUACGAGCGGUGACCCCUCUUCUCCCGAGGCGCUUUUGCCGACAUGUUCUUAGUAUAUUUAGCAUUUACCUUCUUAUAUUACCUUACAUUAGGUAACUAAUGUUCGAGAUUCACCAUGUCCAAAACAUGGUUGAUUGUUACAGCUUAGUUGUUUAUACGAAUUAUGAGAUUUUAUUUACAGUCAAUCGAUUCACGAUGUUUAAUGUUGAUUGACAUAGCCAUUCAGUUGUUAGUAGGUGCGAAAUACGAAUUAUGAGAUUUUUCUUGAAUCAAUCGAUCCACGAUACUUAGAAGUUAAUGUGUAACUCAAACAAUAUUGACAGGGUUACUGUAUGUAUUAGUCUGACGCUUUAUUGUUGCAACAGUGACGUGCUUUAUGAUCAUGGCUAAGAGGAACUCUCAUGAUAGGCGAUUUUGGACAUGCCUAUUUUUGUUACAUUAUAAUCGAGAGCUUCCAAUGAGCUUUGGUACCUGUUGCUAGUACCUGUUGUGACUUGUGUCUAUCGCUCAACUGCGCUUGGUGUGACUGUGAAGUGUGAGCGGUCUUUCUGCGCGCUGUGUCUUGGUGGCGGUGGUGAUAUCGUCUCUCAGGUACGACGCGAGUGUGAUACGACUCACGACUGUCUGUUGAACAUUUCAUACUUUUUAUCUUUUAAUACAAGCUGGAAAUUGCAA
This is a messenger RNA of Amphibalanus amphitrite, 3887 nucleotides long. Its product is annotated as PI-PLC X domain-containing protein 3-like. Bases 302 to 2263 code for a protein of 653 amino acids. Lineage: Eukaryota; Metazoa; Arthropoda; Thecostraca; Balanomorpha; Balanidae. Gene Ontology annotation, biological process: lipid metabolic process. The record is from RefSeq and is a predicted model, not a curated record. Gene Ontology annotation, molecular function: phosphoric diester hydrolase activity. The transcript has 3 exons.